Messenger RNA from Sus scrofa (pig), 11203 nucleotides. RefSeq names its product adenylate cyclase 1 (gene ADCY1). NCBI's taxonomy places the organism in Eukaryota, Metazoa, Chordata, Mammalia, Artiodactyla, Suidae. Gene Ontology annotation, molecular function: adenylate cyclase activity. The record is from RefSeq and is a predicted model, not a curated record. Gene Ontology annotation, biological process: intracellular signal transduction; adenylate cyclase-activating G protein-coupled receptor signaling pathway; cAMP biosynthetic process. Gene Ontology annotation, cellular component: plasma membrane.
AUGGCGGGGGCGCCGCGCGGCCGAGGCGGCGGCGGAGGCGGAGGCGGAGGCGGCGCGGGCGAGUCUGGGGGCGCCGAGCGGGCGGCAGGGCCGGCUGGCCGGCGCGGGCUGCGGGCGUGCGAAGAGGAGUUCGCGUGCCCCGAGCUGGAGGCGCUGUUCCGCGGCUACACGCUGCGGCUGGAGCAGGCGGCCACGCUGAAGGCACUGGCGGUGCUCAGCCUGCUGGCGGGCGCGCUGGCUGUGGCCGAGCUGCUGGGCGCGCCUGGGCCCGCGCCCGGCCUGGCCAAGGGCUCGCACCCCGUGCACUGCGUGCUCUUCUUGGCGCUGCUCGUGGUCACCAACGUCCGCUCGCUGCAGGUGCCCCAGCUGCAGCAGGUCGGCCAGCUGGCGCUGCUUUUCAGCCUCACCUUCGCGCUGCUCUGCUGUCCCUUCGCGCUCGGCGGCCCCGCCGGGGCCCACGCCGGGGUGGCAGCGGUGCCGGCGGCAGCCGAGCAGGGCGUCUGGCAGCUUCUUUUGGUCACCUUCGUGUCCUAUGCCCUGCUGCCCGUGCGCAGCCUGCUGGCCAUCGGUUUUGGGCUCGUGGUGGCCGCCUCGCACUUGCUGGUCACGGCUACCCUGGUCCCCGCCAAGCGCCCACGUCUCUGGAGGACGCUCGGUGCCAACGCCCUGCUCUUCCUGAGCGUGAACAUGUACGGGGUCUUUGUGAGGCUCCUGGCCGAGCGCUCCCAGAGGAAGGCCUUCCUGCAGGCCCGGAACUGCAUCGAGGACCGGCUGCGGCUGGAGGAUGAGAACGAGAAGCAGGAGCGGCUGCUCAUGAGUCUCCUGCCCCGGAAUGUUGCCAUGGAGAUGAAGGAAGACUUCCUGAAGCCCCCCGAGAGGAUUUUCCACAAGAUUUACAUUCAGCGGCAUGACAAUGUGAGCAUCCUCUUUGCAGACAUCGUGGGCUUCACGGGCUUGGCGUCGCAGUGCACGGCCCAGGAGCUGGUGAAACUCCUCAACGAGCUCUUCGGCAAGUUUGAUGAACUAGCCACGGAGAACCACUGCCGCCGCAUCAAGAUCCUGGGAGACUGCUACUACUGCGUGUCGGGCCUCACUCAGCCCAAGACCGACCACGCCCACUGCUGCGUGGAGAUGGGCCUGGACAUGAUCGACACCAUCACGUCCGUGGCUGAGGCCACUGAGGUGGAUCUGAACAUGCGUGUGGGGCUGCACACCGGGAGGGUCCUCUGUGGGGUCCUGGGCCUGCGCAAGUGGCAGUACGACGUGUGGUCCAACGACGUGACCCUGGCCAACGUCAUGGAAGCCGCCGGGCUGCCUGGGAAGGUUCACAUCACCAAGAGCACCCUGGCGUGUCUGAACGGGGACUACGAGGUGGAGCCCGGCCACGGCCACGAGAGGAACAGUUUUCUGAAAACUCACAACAUCGAGACUUUUUUCAUCGUGCCCUCCCAUCGGCGAAAGAUAUUUCCGGGGCUGAUUCUCUCAGACAUAAAACCAGCCAAGAGGAUGAAGUUCAAGACCGUGUGCUACCUGCUGGUGCAGCUGAUGCACUGCCGGAAGAUGUUCAAGGCGGAGAUCCCUUUCUCCAACGUCAUGACCUGCGAGGACGACGACAAGCGGAGGGCGCUGAGAACAGCCUCGGAGAAACUCAGAAACCGCUCGUCUUUCUCCACCAAUGUCGUCCACGCCACCCCCGGGACACGCGUCAACAGGUACAUCGGCCGCCUCCUGGAAGCCCGCCAGAUGGAGCUGGAGAUGGCAGACCUGCACUUCUUCACCCUCAAGUACAAGCAGGCUGAGCGAGAGCGGAAGUACCACCAGCUGCAGGACGAGUAUUUCACCAGCGCCGUGGUUCUGGCCCUCAUCCUGGCCGCCUUAUUCGGCCUUGUCUACCUUCUAAUCAUCCCGCAGAGCGUGGCUGUCCUGCUCCUGCUGGUGUUCUGCGUCUGCUUCCUGGUAGCCUGUGUCCUGUAUCUACACAUCACCCGUGUCCAGUGUUUUCCAGGGUGCCUGACGAUCCAGAUCCGCACAGUCUUAUGUAUCUUCAUAGUGGUCCUGAUCUACUCCGUGGCCCAAGGAUGCGUGGUGGGCUGCCUGCCUUGGACCUGGAGCUCCAGCCCCAACGGGUCCCUGGUGGUCCUGUCAUCGGGGGGCCGGGCCCCCAUGCUGCCCGCCCCGCCCUGCGAGUCUGCGCCGCACGCCCUGCUCUGCGGCCUCGUGGGCACCCUCCCGCUGGUCACGUUCCUGCGCGUCUCCUCCCUGCCGAAAAUGAUCCUGCUUGCCGUGCUCACCACGUCCUACAUCCUGGUCCUGGAGCUCAGCGGGUACACGAAGGCCGUGGGGGGCGGCGCCGUCUCUGGGCGCAGCUUCGAGCCCAUCUUGGCCAUCCUGCUGUUCUCAUGUGCGCUGGCCUUGCACGCCCGGCAGGUGGAUAUCAAGCUGCGGCUGGACUACCUCUGGGCAGCUCAGGCCGAGGAGGAGCGGGACGACAUGGAGAGGGUGAAGCUGGACAACAAGAGGAUCCUUUUCAACCUCCUGCCGGCCCACGUGGCCCAGCACUUCCUCAUGUCCAACCCCCGCAACAUGGACCUGUACUACCAGUCCUACUCGCAGGUGGGGGUCAUGUUUGCCUCCAUCCCCAACUUCAACGACUUCUACAUCGAGCUGGACGGUAACAACAUGGGGGUGGAGUGCCUGCGCCUCCUCAACGAGAUCAUUGCCGACUUCGACGAGCUCAUGGACAAGGACUUUUACAAGGACCUGGAGAAGAUCAAGACCAUCGGAAGCACCUACAUGGCUGCUGUGGGGCUGGCGCCCACGGCCGGGGCCAAGGCUAAGAAAUGCAUCUCCUCCCAUCUCAGCACGUUGGCGGACUUUGCCAUUGAGAUGUUUGAUGUCUUGGAUGAGAUCAACUACCAGUCUUACAACGACUUCGUGCUCCGUGUGGGCAUUAACGUUGGCCCCGUGGUGGCCGGGGUGAUCGGGGCCCGCAGGCCGCAGUACGACAUUUGGGGAAACACCGUCAACGUGGCCAGUCGGAUGGACAGCACCGGCGUCCAGGGCAGAAUCCAGGUGACCGAGGAAGUUCACCGGCUGCUGCGACGGGGCACGUACCGUUUUGUGUGCCGAGGCAAAGUCAGCGUCAAGGGCAAGGGUGAGAUGCUGACAUACUUCCUGGAAGGCAGGACCGAUGGAAACGGCUCCCAAGCUAGGUCCCUGAACUCAGAGCGGAAAAUGUGUCCCUACGGAAGAGCCGGCCUCCAGGCCAGACCGGCCACGGGCCACCCCCCAGUGCCCCCAGCAGCCGGCCUCCCCGUCAGAGCCGGGCUGGGGGCUGUGCAGGGCACGGGGGUCGUCCCCUGCCCCCCAGGCCAGCACCUGCCCCCCAGAGUGGCUGGGAAGGAGGCUUAGCGGAGCUCCCAUGGGCCACUGGGGGCACAAGGCAUGAAUGCUUGGGGUGUGGGGGGCCCUGGGGAGCUCCCCCAGGGACCAGCCCCACCAGCAGAGCAGGGCCGGGAGCCAGUGGCCAGGCUAGGGAAGGGGCACUGUCCAAGCAUGGGCCAAAGCCUUUGGCAGUGACUCGGGUGAGGGGAGAACCUAAUUGUGUGGAUGCCGAGGCUUUCACGGCGACUCUGCUUGCUCCCGCCUCUCCUGGGCGGCAGAAGGAGGCUGCCUGGGUCAGCAUCAGGAGGCCGGACCUUCAGGACAUCUGCCAGGGCUGCAGGCUACAGCAAGAGCCCUGGAAUCUGGCUGGCAGAGGGACCGGGGCACCCCCCCUCGAGUGUGCCCUAAGACGGAUUGGCGUCAGCCCAGCAGGGGUCCUGUGGAGGCGGCUCCAGCUCUGGGCAGUGGCCUGUGGAGCUGGAGUGGGAGUCAGGACUCUCUCGGCAGGGCCAGAGCUGGACAGGCCUUAGACAGACAGUUUGGGAAGAAUUGAGACGCUCCUGUUCCAUAGCAGGGAUGAUGGUGGCCACUGGCUUUCUUCAAGACUGUUUUUUCGCUAAGAGCCAGAGGCAGGUCUUCUGGAAUUCUUGGAGGCUCUGCAGCCACAUCUCUGAACCAGCAUAGAUCCUUUUCUGCCUGUGUGUCCUCCACCUGCCCCACCCGAGGGUAUCGGCUCCGUGAAACCUGGACAUUCCCUUUUCUGCCCAAGUCACUGUGUUUGUUCAAAGCAGAGACGGCAGUUGCUGUUAUUUCUCACCUCUCUGCUGUGGCAUCUUGGGUUCUUGAACAACAGUGCAAGGCUUGGUUGAUUUUGAAGACCAGGGAACCUCACAGCGUGAGAAGCUUCCUGGAUGAAAGGUGUUUCUCUGGCAGAGCCGGUCCCCUGGACAUGGAAUCUUGGUGUUAGUUUCUGGCUAUAAGACAGAUGUCCCUGCUCCAGUUUGCAGGGAAAGUGACUGCAAGUCAUUCUGUACAAGUCUGGGUAUCUCCUGCCUGUGCUUCUCCGUGGUCGCCAUGGCGAUGAAGGGUGAGACUGGGAUGAGCUGUUGGCGGGCAGGGGUCCGGGAGGGCCAGUGGGAGAGGACUGGCCAGACAUAGCUGGACGUGGAGACCUCAGCUCUUGACUCCAGGAAGGAGAGCAGCUUGAAACUGGAAGGAAGGUUCUGGAUGGGCCAGUCAGUAGGGGGAUGCUGUCCCCAGACCCACAGGUCCCACAGCAGCUGAUUGCGGGGUGCCUAGGGUUGCAGGGGAUCUGCUCUGUCGAGCCAGAGCCCUGGGGGUCCCAGGUGUCACUGCUCCUCAAGGGCUCCCCCCACCCCCCGCCACUGAGGGUCCUGAUUUUUCAGGAUUAGAACAGGGGCUCACUCUGGACUGAGCCCCAUGGGAGUGGCUGGCGGUGUCCCCGGGGCCACCCCUAGUGUGGGUGUGUGACUUGUUGCUGUGUGUGUACAGCCAGCAGAGUUGGCCACCUGGCUGUGUGUGGACAGGCCAGUGAUGGAGUUGGGCAGGUGGACUGUGUCUUUCCUCUGACGGGCCCUGAAUGAGCAGCCGAAUUGCCCUUCUCCCUUAUAGACGGGGAGCCAUUCCCUCCGGGGAAGGAAACUGGGUCAUCUCCAGCGCCCAGUGGACAGGUGGCCCGUGCAGGUGCCCAUGUCUGUGCCCACCUGCUCCUGGGGGCUGAGACCCGGGCCAGGGCCUUGCCGCCCCGCCUGCUUGUCACGGCCGAGCUUCCACCCCAGGGCGGAGCAGGAGGGGGUGGACAGCGCGGUGGCCCACGACCCUGUGAACAUGCUGUGUCACAUGGAUGCUGUGUCACACGGCCAGGGCAGCUCUGCUGGGGCCAGUCAGGGCCGGGGCUGUGAGCUGGGGACUGGAUUCUGGGCCAGCUAUGUGGGCUCAGUGUGACCACGUGGCCCCUUAGAAGUGGACGGGGCAGGCAGGGCCUUCAGGAAGAUUCAAAGCACGAAGUUGCUGUUUAAAGAUGAGGGGCUGCGGCCGGUGGAAGGGAGGACGCCCUAACCAUCAGCCAGCGAGGCGGCGGGUCGCCACUCCCACGGCCACGGGCGCUGAAUUCACACCAACCAGAGCCGGAUGGACCUGAGCCCUGGGGUGAGAGCCCAGCCCCGCCGUGCUCGGGUCCACAGAGCCACGGGACCCUCCGUGUGCGCUGGCAAAGCCGUGGGACAUGUGGCCCGCUGUCCCCGUGGCCGCGGGAAGCCAUCGGGGCCUCAGCUGCUCUGAGACGGCGGCGAGGCCUCCCCUUUGACAAGCAGCACCUCUUCCAUCAUCAGCAGUUCCAAACCCUACCUGCUUCCUGUGGGCACAGGGGCCCGUCAGCCAUAGCGUUCCUUGGGGUUUGGCCAACGACGUCCUUUUUAUUUGUGAUAAGACUGUAUGAUAUUUGCCUUAUUUAUUUUUAACCGUGUACAAUAUUCGUGUACAAAUGUUAGAGCCUUCCGCGUAGAAUUCUCUCUAAAUUCUUUAUUUUAAGAUGCUGUGUAAAUAGCGCACCGGUUACAGGGGCUGCCCUUCCCUUCUGACCAAAGGAAGGUGAGCCCGACACGCCGUGUGAACAGCUCACAUCAGCUGAUGUGUGAGCUUCCAGAUGCAUCACGCCCUGCCUGGCGGGGCUGCACCCCUCUGGAAUGACCCUGUCCGUGUGUCCCCUUCCGACCCUCGCACGCCUUUUGGACCCAACCUCAGUAGAUUCGCACGCAGCCCCGAAUGUCCCCGUGAUUCCGUGGCCCCUGCCCUGGGCUGGUCGGCUCCGGGGUCUCUAGGACCCCGCUCCCCAGACCCGGGCCCCUGACCCCCACCCCGAGCCUGCCGUGUUUAUCAGACUCCAAAGCCACCGGGGCUUCCGAUACCUUCUAUCAUUAGAAGCAAUAACACUAACUAAACUGUAGAGGCAGGUCUGGUCCAAAGCAGACAAGCCAGGUGUCCAAGUUUCCCCAAAUUGAAGGGCACCGGGGGGGGGCGCUGACACCCUCAUCCCUGGCGGAUGUGCAGGCUGAGGCAGGAUCCAGCCAGCCUCCGAGACGCCGUGCUUUGUCUCCACCUGGUAGGAACACUGCAUUGUCGUCCCAGCAGUGACCUUGAUGUCCUCCCCGUCGCUGCUUUGACCGCCACUUGGGAAGGAAGGGCUGGCUUGGCCGAUCGGCUGUGCGGCUAGGUUUCCUCCCGGCAGUGGACCCCCGUCUGGGCCCUUCCCCGCGGCAGGCACUGGGACCUCACGUGGCAGGCCCUGCCCGUGUGCCCACGGCCCAGGAAAUGCAAGUUCAUGUGACCUGCCCCGAGCAGUGCUCUUACGGGAGGGUCACAGCUCUGCAGUCACGCUUGCCACUCUGAAGGCUGCAGACCCGUUGGUUGUGUGUAACUCGCCCUCCAGAACCUGACUUGCCCCUGGUUUUAUAACGGCGUCAAUGAAAAAAACGACAACAAAACAAGGCCCCCAAAUCCUAACGCCAUAGAGGCAGCUGGUUUCAAAACACUUGGCUUGGUGAAAUAAAUGAGAGGUGAGCUGUGGCCCGUGGCAGCUGGAAGACAGGGCAGUGUCCCUGGGCCCUGACCUCCGGCCUCCCCAGCUGCCGUUUGCUUUGCAAGUUGGCAGUCUGUGCUCGCUGUCCCUCGUGUCGCCGGAUACCCCUGGUUCUGUUGUGGAUGCUGGAAGGCGGGACGUUUCUUCCUGUGGUGUCUUGAAUUUGCAUCUGUCUACACUAGACUUUAGGCUGGGGCUUGGUCUAAAUCAGAUUCAAGGUCUUCUGGGGGCUGCCAGGCCCAGAGCUCAGCAGGCAGGGCCCGGGGGCCCAGGCCUGAGGGUUGGGAGGCCUCCAAAUUGAGUCUGGGGGGCAACAAAGAGAUAGAUAUUACCCACGGAACUCCUGUUAGACGCAGUACCCCUUGUCCCAUGACGUGUGUCCUGAGACAGGGCCAGGCUAGACACCCACUGCCCUGGCCGGGUGCGGGAUGGAGCUGUUAGGUCUUUCUAGGGUGGAUUCGGGACCUUGAGGGUGGUCCCGUCUGAGGCCUGGGGGGGUGGCCUCCCCAGGGAUGCUGACAGCCAGUGGUCCCCCACCCUCCGGUCCUGCACAGUGAGAUGGGCAUCCCCGAUUCUGUGUGCACUGAUGGCCGGGAGCCAAAGGCAGGCCCCGGGCGCAGGAGACGGUGGGCGGAAGCCGCUGAAUGCAGGAGCACAGGAGAGUGGGCCCGGGGGGUCUUGGGGCAGGGGUGGGUGUCAAAGCAGGUUGGCAGUCAAAGCAGCCAUGGGCCCCAGCGGCUGGAACCCGACGUAGAUCUUCCCUCAGGUCAGAGGCCGUGUGGGCACAGCCCAGGCAGAGGGUACACAGGGGAGCUCCUGGGGAUCGUCACCCCGGGAAGCCACGGGAUGCUUUGGAAAUGAUUCGGGAAGUUUCCUUUGUCUCCCACUCGUGCUUAUGCGGACUAGAGGCAGGUCCUGUGAUGGUGAGGAAAUCUGUCCUCUCCCCCUUCCAUCUCACAAAGUUAGCAAACCCAAUUUCCGGCCCCGUCUGGGGCCUAGACCUCCUAGACCUUCCUAAACAAUCGGACUCCCCGUCACGACUCAGACUCUCGUCUUCCUUAAUAUCCCUGAAAAGAUGUCUGUUCCCGAAGAUAAAAUAUAAUUAUUCUGCCAGAGGGGCCAUGAUUAAUCUGAAUCGGGGUAUAUGUGUGUGUGUGUGUGUGUGUGCACGCACGCGUGCGCGUGGUUUAAGCAAAAUUAAAAUCAAUUAUUUGUUCCUGGGAUUAGGGUCGAUUCAUAUUGGGAAUAAAUUAACUGGGCAGAGAUGACUGCCCCCCAGGGCAUUGGGUGAGACCGUCCCUGAUGCCCUGACUCUGUUUCCCCCAGAAAUCUUGACCUUGGAGGGAGGAGGUGGGGGUAGGGGCAGGGCAGCAGCUACCCAGCAGCGGCGGGACACAGAGGUGGCCUGGCCCCCACUGGGUCCAUGUGGUGUUUGGGCCUCUGGCUCCAGCGGCUACUGGGGAGUAAGAAAGUCUCUUUUCCGUCUUCUUUUCUUCUCUUCCUCCCCUCCCCCCCCCCGCCUUCCUCGAAUCUCUGCAGUCUCAGUACUGAAGUCCCGAGUAAGAAAGUCUCUUUUCCGUCUUCUUUUCCUUCUCUUCCUUCCUCGAAUCUCUGCAGUCUCAGUACUGAAGUCCCGGGUGGCUAUCGGCACCGAACUGGCCCCAUUUUGAGUAGCUCGCGUGGUGGUUUUGUGGUUGGGUUUGGGUUUGGGUACACGGAGGCCUGUGGGGAGAGCUGCAGGUGGGUGUGGGUGCAGGGAUUCUGAAGGGAGGAGCCCACGGGCCCUCCAUCUCCCUCCCAGUUCCCUGGGGAGCCACUUGGUGGUCGGGGUUCAGUCUGCGCUGUGCGGUGUGAAGACAAAACAACAGACAGUGUCUUCCGGGGGGUGGUUCACAGCUGGCUGGAAAAAACACCUUGGGAGUCAGAAAACCGACCUGGGGCCGCCCCUGGCCUCUCGCUGUUACGGCUCUGUUUCUUCAGCCCCCCGGUGACAGUCCGUGUAGACACAGUUCUUCCUUCCUUUGUGAAACCCCUGGGUUCAGUAGUAGCUGAGACGCACAGGGGAGGCCUGUGGGGGCUUUGGUGAGCAGAUGACUCUGAUGGGCUUUGCCUGUGACCGCAAGGAGCGCCUUCCCGGCCUCGAGCCCGCUCUCCUCCAGACAGUCUGCAGAGGGAGGCCUGCUUACACGCCCCACGUUGUCCGUGAGGAAUCAGAGGCUCAGAGAGGUGACAGACUUGGACAAAGUUGCACAGCACUGAGCGCAGGACCAGGAGGCAUCCGGGUCCCAUCCAUCCCAAGCCCCUGGGUGUCCGUUCUCUUGGGCGCCUCGUAGCUAACCAUGAACUCAGUGAAGUGUUGGUGUUGAUGGAGCCCUUAGCCCGUGCAUGCACAAGUGGCGGGGGUGCCUGGCAGGUUGGUUCUGAGCAGCCAGGUGGGUCCUCAGGCCGGGGGCUUGCCCCACAGCCCAUCCAGGGAUGUGCCCAGGCACAAGGUCAUCCUCACCCAGGCCUCACGUGGCGAGAUGAGAACAGGGCAUGUGCUCGCGGCUGAGCCCUGCCUCUGCUUGAACAGCUGAUCCCCAGCAGAGACACAGUGGGGGCCCAAAGGAGCCCACCUCGCCCUGUCUUGUUACACUUUCUGUCCUGAAGCCAUGUCCGCAGUACCACCUGCCAUCGUGUCUUAGUAAACAGCCUCUCCCUCGGCCAGGAGCACAGUCGUCCUGUCUCUUCCUGUAAGGCCUCUCUGACAUCAGCCAGGGGGAGAGCCAGGCCCCCUGGAACCCCCAAGCUGCACACGCCUCUCCCCUCACAAGGAGCCAAGCCAGCCCCCAACUCCUGGCCAGAGCCGGCCAAUGUCCUCAUCACGUGGUGUAGUGUCCCUUCCUGGGGACAGGAGGACACCCAGGGGCAGAUCUCACUGAGAAUGUGCAGAGGGUGUGGUGGGGAUCACGAUGAUGGGGAGAUGCCGACAGCCCCCGAGCCCAGGUGUCCCCUGCCCCUCCAGGAGCUGUGGUUCCGAGCAGCUCAUUUUCAGAAGGGUGGCGGUUCCGAAACCGAUGGCAGUCACUUACGGAGAAUCGACGUUUAAGCAGAGAGGAAUCCCUAGACUCACCCUGGGAGGUCUGGCCACCUCUUGGGCGUCAGAAGCGUGUGCCAGGCAGCGGGCAGGACCAGCAGUCAGAGGGCCGAGUCUGCGGGCCCUCACUCCCCGCCGCACGCACACGCGGUGGGCAGCGAGCCCGCUGGCCGCCAGAACCUGUUUCUUGCCUCCCACCAGCAACCCCCACGCCACCCUGGGCCCAGGCACAAAGCAUACGUCUCAGGGGACCACUCCCAUGUUCCGGGAGUCCCGAGGAAGCCUCCACGGCCUCUUGCACCUGCCCGUAGGGCGCUCCCCGGGCAUCAGCCCCAGAGAGGCUUGCAGUCCUGCCUUCCUCCCCGUUGGAAACUGCGGCCCCGCAAGCCACACGCACUCAGCAUCGCAUGCUGUGAGAUUCCCAAGUGUGUGAAACUUCGUUUGGAUUCCAACACAUGCAGCAUGUGCAAAGGGACAGGCCCAGGCCACCACGGGUCGUCUGCCGGCUGGCCGCAGAGCGUCCCGCCACGGCGGAUCCUGGACCCUGAGCCUUGCAUCUCCUGCACACCUGCAGAGCCCCCCCCCCAUCUCUCCUUCACACUGAUUGCACACCGCCUUGCACAAGCAGAGAUAAUGUAACAAUUACAACCAUCUCUCAUUUAAGGUAAACCCAAAGCCCCCGCUUGGACUUUCUUGAUUGUCUGAGAAGGGUUUGUGUGAACCCCUGUGUCCCUCCGUGUCCCGCCCGGGAGCACAGAGUGGGCCUGGGUGACACGUUCUCCCAUCAGUAGACCUUGCUGAGAAUGCUUCUUUAGACGCGGAAACCAGAUGUCUGUUCCAGAAGGACACCAACUCAAUAUCACUGGGGAACCUCUCGUGAUAGAUUUGUAUAAUCAAUACGGGUCUAUUUUUACGUCAACUGAACACUGUAGAGCACCUUCCAGUCUUUUCCAAGAUUGUUAAAUUGAGACAAGUAAUUGAAUAAUUUGUCCUAUUUUUAUUUAAAAAGCAAAAACCAGUGAAUGGACUGAAAUGUUAAAUGUGAAUGUACAUUUCUUAAUUGCAACUUUUCUACUGAGUGUUUGCACUAUACUUUCUGGAAUCUUAUUUAACAAAAAUAAAGAAGAAAAAAUUGCUUGACUAAG